Molecule: messenger RNA, 1007 nt
Organism: Phoenix dactylifera (date palm)
Lineage: Eukaryota; Viridiplantae; Streptophyta; Magnoliopsida; Arecales; Arecaceae
Product: ubiquitin-conjugating enzyme E2-17 kDa-like
Source: RefSeq, a predicted model, not a curated record
CACGCCGGGGCGGUGACCGGAUCAUUGGCCCCCUAUAAAUGCCCAACGGCCGGACCAACCCUCUUCGGACAAAGCACCUAUUUUCCCCUCACCAAGUUAUCGUUUCCUUCUCCUCUCUCUCUCUCUCUCUCUCUCUCUCUCUCUCUCCCCAGUCCGGGAGAUCAAGGCCUCGCUCCAAGACUCUAUCGGGAGGCAUUAUGGCUAGCAAACGCAUUCAGAAGGAGCUUCAGGAUCUGCAAAGGGAUCCUCCAACGACAAGUAGUGCUGGGCCUGUUGGGGAGGAUCUGUUCCACUGGCAAGCAACAAUUAUGGGUCCUGUUGACAGCCCCUAUGCUGGGGGAGUGUUCUUUGUCAUGAUUCAUUUCCCUCCCGACUAUCCAUUUAAGCCUCCAAAAGUCAACUUUCAGACCAAGGUUUACCAUCCAAAUAUCAACUCCAAUGGCAGCAUAUGCCUCGACAUCCUCAAGGAACAGUGGAGCCCUGCGCUGACCAUUUCAAAGGUUCUCCUUUCCAUUUGCUCUCUUCUGACCGACCCGAACCCAGAUGACCCUCUUGUCCCUGAGAUUGCCUAUGUUUACAAGAACCAGAGAUCCCGUUUUGAGGAGACAGCCAGAGCAUGGACCCAGAAGUAUGCCACGGGCUAGCUGAUGGGCUUGCAAACGCAACUGGGAGAGCUUUCGUUUCCAAGGACUAAAACCAGACUAUGUGCUAGUUUAAAUGGUACAACAUAUGGUUUUGUUUAUCGACGUUGAAGCUAUUCAACUUUGUGCGCGGGUGUGUCCUCUGUACUUAAUUUAAAACUCUCAACAAGUUAUGCAGCUCUCUCUGCAUCCAAACCGCGAAUUUAUAACGUUAAAAGCUGUUUCCAAGCAUGGAAUGUUUGAUGGUGCUGCCAAGUUGUGGAUUAAUUUUCUAGAGAUGGUGUCGUGUCUGAUUGUUGGGUUGGUAAAACCUUAUGAUGCCUCGGUACAUGUUCAGUCAUUGCAUACAAAUGGUCUUACGGAUUA